Molecule: messenger RNA, 792 nt
Organism: Rotaria sp. Silwood2
Lineage: Eukaryota; Metazoa; Rotifera; Eurotatoria; Philodinida; Philodinidae
Source: the annotation of a GenBank genome assembly
AUGCCAAGUGCCUUUUACAGUGAACUGGAAUCAUUAUCAUCAGAGUUUACAAAAAAUACUCAACAAGAUUGUAAUGAAUUCUUAUUAAGUUUGUUUAACAAUAUUGAAGAACCAUCAAUUUUAUCCGAAAUCUUUCGAUUUCAAAUUAAACGUGUCAGUCAGUGUGGAAAAUGCAAGUUACCAUAUUCUUUGUGCGAGCCUCAAUAUAUCCUUGAAUGUCCUGUAUCAGAAACAAAUGGUGAACUAUCGGAUUGUUUAAACAACUAUUGUAAAAAAGAGUGUCUAACUGGUAAUAAUGCAUAUUUCUGUGAAUCAUGUAACUCUAAACAGAGUCGCGAGACUAAAAUGGAAAUUUUCUCAGUACCAAAUGUUUUAUUAAUUUCACUAAAACGAUUUAAAGCAAAUGGUCUAGGAAAAUUACACUCGGCGGUGGCAUACCCAGAGUUAUUACAUAUCGACCAAUGGUUAAGUGAAGAUUGUCUGGUGAAGAUCACUGAAGAACAAAAAAGUUAUCAACUUUUCGCCAUCGUUAUUCAUGUUGGCGAUGAUAUGAAAGAUGGUCAUUAUAUUUGUUACGUAAAAAAUGAAUUCACAAACGAAUGGUAUGAAGCAAAUGACGACUCGUUUAGAAAGAUUGAUUUUGUAUUCGACAAGGAAAAAUCAGUCUAUCUUUUGUGUUAUGUACGAUCCGAUCUCAGUAUAUCAAUAACAGCUGACAACAUGAAAGAAAAACGUGUACCAGCAGCUGAACCAAUUGACAACCAAGAGAUACGUAUUACAGAUGGUGAGUAG